AUUACUUGUCCUGAAAGAUAUCUUAUAACUGAUUCAACAUGAAUAAAAGAAAACUUGAAGAAGAAGACAAGACCAAGCAACACAAUGAAAAUUUUUCAGCAGAAAUAAAAAAUGUUAAACGGAUUUUAUCACGUUUGAAAUCAGAUAAGGGUGACAUAUUACCAGGAGGUUUACUAGAUUUACCCAUAAAUAUUACUGUUGAUAAAUUACAAGAAAUUUGUAAUGCACUUCUACAAACGGAAGAAUCAAUACCUUUUGCAUUUUAUGUAAAUAAUAUUGAGAUCACAGAUAGUUUAGAAAACAGUAUUAAAGAAAAUUUUAGCAUUAGUGAGGAUGUAAUUGAUAUUAUAUAUCAGCCACAAGCAAUUUUUAAAGUUAGAGCAGUUACACGGUGUACUGGAUCAUUGGAAGGUCAUAAAGAGGCUGUAAUAUCAGUUGCUUUCUCACCAGCUGGAACAUGUUUAGCUAGUGGUUCUGGAGAUACAACAGUAAGAUUUUGGGAUAUAUAUACGCAAACUCCACAAUAUACAUGUGAAGGUCAUAAACAUUGGGUAUUAUGUAUAUCAUGGUCUCCAUGUGGAACUAAGCUUGCAUCUGCAUGUAAAAAUGGUACAAUUUUAUUAUGGAAUCCAAAAACAGGGACACAGAUAGGAAAAGCAAUGUUAGGACACAAAAUGUGGGUCACCUCUUUAUGUUGGGAACCAUAUCAUAAAAAUUCUGAAUGCCAGUAUUUAGUUAGUGGUUCAAAAGAUUGUGACCUGAGGAUAUGGGACACAGUACGCUCACAAACUAUUCGUGUUCUAUCUGGUCACACAAAAAGUGUGACAUGUGUUAAGUGGGGUGGUAGUGGCCUUAUUUAUUCUGGUUCACAAGAUAGGACUAUCAAAGUAUGGCGAGCUAAAGAUGGAAUCUUGUGUAGGACUUUAGAAGGCCAUGCACAUUGGGUGAAUACUUUAGCAUUGAAUGUGGAUUAUGUACUUAGAACUGGUUCUUUUAAUCUUGGAAAAGAUCAAGAAACAAAUGAAGAUCGCGUAGAAUAUGCAAAGAAGCGUUACGAAUCUGUAGGGGAAGAACUACUUGUUUCUGGUUCUGAUGAUUUUACAUUAUUUCUAUGGAAACCGGAAAAGGAAAAGAAAUAUAUUGCAAGAAUGACAGGACACCAACAGUUAAUUAAUGAUGUGAAAUUCUCGCCAGAUGGUCGCAUAAUUGCAUCUGCUUCAUUUGAUAAGUCUAUAAAAUUAUGGGAAUCAAAUACAGGGAAGUAUAUAACUUCAUUAAGAGGUCAUGUGCAAGCUGUAUACUCAAUCUCAUGGAGUGCAGAUUCCCGUUUACUUGUCAGCAGUAGUGCAGAUUCUACCUUAAAACUAUGGAGUUUAAAAACAAAAAAACUUUGCCAAGAUUUACCUGGUCAUGCAGAUGAAAUUUAUGCAGUGGAUUGGUCUCCAGACGGAUUGCGUGUUGCAUCUGGUGGAAAAGAUAAAGUUUUGCGACUUUGGCAGAAUUGAGUAAUGUAUAUGACAAUAAAUUUCUUAAUAUACAGUUUCAAAA
Bombus pascuorum is the source of this 1548-nucleotide messenger RNA. RefSeq names its product notchless protein homolog 1 (gene Nle). Bases 39 to 1505 code for a protein of 488 amino acids. Lineage: Eukaryota; Metazoa; Arthropoda; Insecta; Hymenoptera; Apidae. The transcript is spliced from 6 exons. Gene Ontology annotation, cellular component: nucleolus. Gene Ontology annotation, molecular function: protein binding. The record is from RefSeq and is a predicted model, not a curated record. Gene Ontology annotation, biological process: ribosomal large subunit assembly; Notch signaling pathway.